AUGGACUCCAAAACUAUCGGUAUUCUCGGAGGCGGCCAGCUCGGUCGUAUGAUCGUCGAAGCCGCCAACAGACUCAAUGUGAAAACCCUUAUCUUGGAUGCCCCAAACAGUCCUGCCAAACAGAUCAACGCCAGUCCCGACCAUGUGGACGGUUCGUUCACCGACUACGACUCCAUCGUCAAGCUCGCAGAGAAGUGUGACGUGUUGACUGUCGAGAUCGAGCACAUCGACGUGGAAGCCUUGAAGAAGGUGGCCCAGAAGUUCCCCAACCUCCAAAUGUAUCCAUUGCCAGAAACCAUCAAGCUCAUCCAGGACAAGUACUUGCAAAAGAAGCACUUGAUCGAGCACGACGUGGAGGUGGUUGAGUCCAUCGAUGUUGCCGAAAACUCAGUCGACGCCUUGCUGGCCAUUGGCGACCAGUUCGGCUACCCGUUCAUGUUGAAGUCACGGACGUUGGCUUACGACGGCAGAGGCAACUUUGUGGUCAAGAACAAGGACAGUCUCGCCCAGGCGUUGGAGUUCUUGAAGGACAGGCCGUUGUACGCGGAAAAGUGGUGUCCAUUCACCAAGGAGCUUGCGGUUAUGGUGGUAAGAUCCAUCGACGGUGAAGUUUUCGCCUACCCCACGGUGGAAACCAUCCACAAGAACAACAUCUGCCACUUGGUAUAUGCUCCUGCCAGAACCUCGGAUACUAUAGCGAAGAAAGCAUCGAUUUUGGCUAAGAACGCCGUCAAAUCGUUCCCAGGAUGUGGUAUUUUUGGUGUCGAAAUGUUCUUGUUGCCCAACAACGAGUUGUUGAUCAACGAAAUUGCUCCCAGACCUCACAACUCGGGUCACUACACCAUCGAUGCCUGUGUGACCUCCCAGUUCGAGGCCCAUGUGAGAGCAGUUGCUGGAUUGCCCAUGCCAAAGGACUUCACUCAAUUGUCCACUUCCACCACCAAUGCCAUCAUGUUGAACGUUUUGGGCGACUCUGUCCCAAAUAAGGAACUCGAGACUUGCCGCAAGGCGUUGGAGACCCCCAACGCCUCGGUCUACCUCUACGGAAAGGCUACCAGACCCGAAAGAAAGAUGGGCCACAUCAACAUUGUUUCUUCGUCCAUGGAAGACGCUCAAAACAGACUCAAUUACAUAUUGGGCGAGUCUGAGUCUAUUCCAUCCACCUUGGCCUCGAAAGAAAAGCCUUUGGUGGGUAUAAUCAUGGGCUCAGACUCCGAUUUGCCAGUGAUGUCUGUAGGAGCCGAUAUUCUCAAGAAGUUUGGUGUUCCUUUCGAAUUGACCAUUGUCAGUGCCCACAGAACGCCUCACAGAAUGUCCCAGUAUGCCAUUGAGGCUGCCAAGAGAGGCAUCAAGUGUAUCAUUGCUGGUGCUGGAGGUGCUGCACACUUGCCUGGAAUGGUGGCUGCCAUGACUCCCUUGCCCGUUAUUGGUGUUCCUGUUAAGGGAUCAGUCUUGGAUGGUGUCGACUCCUUGCACUCGAUUGUGCAAAUGCCUAGAGGCAUUCCUGUGGCCACUGUGGCCAUCAACAACAGUACCAAUGCUGCGUUGUUGGCCAUCAGAAUUUUGGGGGCUUUCGACUACAAAUGGCUUGACAAAAUGAGCCAGUACUUGAACACGAUGGAGGAGGAAGUGUUGGGCAAGGCUGAGGUGUUGGAAGACAUUGGCUACGAGCAGUACUUGAGCGAGAAGUUGAAGAAGUAG
Messenger RNA from Suhomyces tanzawaensis NRRL Y-17324, 1701 nucleotides. It is a transcript of the gene ADE2, whose product is annotated as phosphoribosylaminoimidazole carboxylase. Bases 1 to 1701 code for a protein of 566 amino acids. The record is from RefSeq and is a predicted model, not a curated record. Gene Ontology annotation, biological process: 'de novo' IMP biosynthetic process. Gene Ontology annotation, molecular function: metal ion binding; ATP binding; phosphoribosylaminoimidazole carboxylase activity. The transcript has a single exon. Lineage: Eukaryota; Fungi; Ascomycota; Pichiomycetes; Serinales; Debaryomycetaceae.